GGAAAGGGGAGGCUGCGCAGGGCGCAUGCGCGGUGGCGCUGUCGGGAGAGCGCGGCGGGACAAUUGAGCGCAGAGGUGGGACCGGCGGCGGGAGCGCAGAGCAGUACAGCUAAAUAUGAGGCGAUCUGCAGCUCCAAGUCAAGUCCUAGGAAAUGCAGGCAAAAAGCCAAGGUUUAUACCACCAGGAAAAUGUACUACUGCUUUUCUCAAGAAUGAAAUUAAGGAGAUGGACCAAGAAAUUAAGUUAAAGGAGAUAGAUGAGAAAGAGGGAGGUGCUUCAUUGCUGUCUAAAAUAAAUGUCCAGAAUCAAAAUGAAAAUUUUACACAGUUUGUGGAGUCAACUGGAAAAGUAAAGACAAAAGCAUGUUCCAGUACUGACAAGUGUAACAAGGCAGAAAUGAAAACGCUGAAAGUGCCCAAAACUGAUGCACUGUAUUUGCCAACAUCAAGGACUGCAAAGGAAGAAGCAGUUCAGGAAGCACCUGACUGCCUUGUGAAAUAUUUCAGUGUCGUGUGGUGUAAGGCAUCAAAGAAAAAGCACAAGAAGUGGGAAGGUGAUGCUAUUCUUAUUACAAAAGGAAAGUCAGUAAUAUUGAAAGAUAUGGAAGGCAAAGACAUUGGCAGAGGUACUGGAUAUAAAGCUAAAGAGCUAGACAGUCUCGAUGAAGGUCAAACACUGAUGGUUGGCGGAAAAGAAAUUGAAGUGAUGGGUGUAAUUUCAGCAGAUGAUUUCAGCAGUGGCAGGUGUUUUCAGGCUGGAAUAGGGACUCAUGACACAGAUGCAACUGCAUUAUCUCAAACUAAUACAAAACCAUUCUGUAAACCAUUCAAAAAUGUCUGUCAACCCAGUACUAAAGAGAAUAUGCUCAAAGAUUCUCAAAGCUGCAAACCUCGCCAUGAUCCAAAUGCUUCAAAUUCUCUAGUUAUGCCACGACCAAAUGCAAGUCAUCAGUGGAUGUUCAAUAAGGCUGGUUUACCUGUGGUGGAUGUAGUUGUAGAUCCUUACAUUGCAAGUAAUCUCCGCCCACAUCAGAAAGAAGGAAUUAUAUUUCUAUAUGAAUGUGCAAUGGGAAUGAGAGUUAGUGGCAGAUUUGGAGCUAUUCUUGCUGAUGAGAUGGGCUUAGGAAAAACCCUUCAAUGCAUUGCACUUGUCUGGACUCUUCUGCGUCAAGGGCCCUAUGGAUGCAAACCUGUACUAAAGCGAGCACUGGUAGUCACCCCGGGGAGUCUGGUGAAAAACUGGAAAAAAGAGUUUCAGAAAUGGUUGGGAAGUGAAAGGAUCAAAGUCUUUACAGUUGAUCAGGACCACAAAGUAGAAGAAUUCAUGGGCUCUCCCCUUUAUUCAGUUAUGAUAAUCAGUUACGAGAUGCUAUUGCGAUCUUCAGAUCAAAUUCAGGCUGUAGAAUUUAACCUCCUCAUCUGUGAUGAAGGACAUCGUCUGAAAAAUAGCACUAUUAAGACAACUACAGCCCUUACUAGUCUAUCUUGUGAGAGGAGAAUUAUUGUUACUGGUACUCCGAUCCAAAAUGACUUGCAAGAAUUUUAUGCAUUAAUAGAGUUUGUGAAUCCAGGAAUACUCGGUUCUUUAUCCACGUAUAAAAAGAUAUAUGAGGAACCAAUUGUCAGAUCUAGAGAACCUACAGCAACAGAGGAAGAAAAGGAAUUAGGAGAAAAAAGAGCAGCAGAACUCACACGCCUCACUGGACUCUUUAUUCUAAGAAGGACACAGGAGGUUAUAAACAAAUUUCUGCCCCCCAAAAAGGAGAGCAUAAUCUUCUGCCGACCAACAACACUGCAGCUUGAAUUGUAUCGAAAACUGCUUAGUUCUCGUGUUAUUACAUCCUGUCUGCAAGGCAGGCUGGAAAAUAGUCCACACCUAAUAUGUAUAGGAGCUUUGAAAAAACUUUGCAAUCAUCCAUGUCUUCUGUUUAAAGCUAUAAAGGAGAAAAGCUGUGAUCCUAUGUCUGAGGAAUAUGAUGAGUCCAGCCUCUAUGAAGGUGUAAUAGAUGUCUUCCCACAAGAUUAUACUUCAGAUACUUUCUCUGAAACUGACUCAGGAAAAUUGCAGGUGCUGGUGAAGUUGUUAGCAGCAAUCCAUGAGCUCAACUCUUCUGAAAGAGUUGUGUUGGUAUCCAAUUACACUCAGACGUUAAACGUAUUACAAGACGUAUGCAAACAUUAUGGAUACUCCUAUACUAGACUUGAUGGACAUACUCCUGUCUCCCAGAGACAACACAUUGUUGAUACUUUCAACAGUAAAUUCAGCCCAGCCUUUAUCUUUUUGCUGAGUUCAAAGGCUGGUGGAGUGGGAUUAAACCUGGUUGGAGCAUCUCAUUUGGUCCUGUAUGAUAUCGACUGGAAUCCAGCUACAGAUAUUCAGGCAAUGGCUAGAGUAUGGAGGGAUGGUCAGAAACAUACUGUCCAUAUCUACAGGCUGCUAACCACAGGCUCAAUAGAAGAAAAGAUUUAUCAGCGACAGAUCAGCAAACAAGACCUUUCUGGGGCAGUUGUAGACCUUUCCAAGACAUCUGAACACACACAUUUUUCUAUUGAGGAGCUUAAAAAUCUCUUUACUCUGCAUGAAGAUUCCAGCUGUGUUACUCAUGACUUGCUUGAGUGCGACUGUAUGGGAAAGACUGACCAUCAAAAUAUUUCCUCAGAGAAGCCUCCCAUAUCUAGGAGCUACCAGCUUGAACAAAACCAUGGGAAGCCUAAUUCAAGGAAACCACUUUCCAUGUCACAGUUGAUGCAAUGGAAGCAUUUAUCUGGGCAACAUCAGACUCUGGCUGAUCCUUUCCUUGAAAGGAUAAAAGAGAAUGUUUCUUUCAUUUUCCAGAAUGUAACCAAUCCUACUUCCCCACCUAAUAAAACCUGAGCAUCUUUUUCUGCAUCCUCCUUGUUGUAGGCCUUGUAAACAACUGAUGUGCAGUUACCUAUUGUUCUUUUUGCCCAGUUCUGGUUUGUGUGUUUGUCGUGAGGUUUCUGGGUAAAUGUGAUUUGUGAUGUUUAUACCGAGUUGCAGUUAUUACUAAGUUAAUCGUACUUGAUGUAAUUAUAAUACAGAUCUUUAACUUUGCUUUCCAGUAUUCUGUUCCUUUGAUAUAAUAAGAUUGAUUUUAUGCACAUUCCUACUGUAAGUCUAAUUUGGUUUAUAGCUUUCAUUUGCUCAUAAUGAUUUAUUGCUUGUAAAGCUGGCAACUCUUCAGCCAAAUUUUAUAAAUUACACAAUGCUAUAUACAUGUAUAUGUUAUUAACAAGACUCUGGUUGGAUUUUUGUUAUAACAGUGUUAUGUGUCUUUAGAAAUGCAACUUUAUUACAAGGUAGAUGGUUUUUUUCCCUUGAAUUUACAAUUUAAUGAAAUUCAGAACAAUAGUCACUAAUGUCCAAAAAUCUUGAUACUGUGUCAAAAUAUUAUAAAAUUCUUCUAUUGCUUUUACUUGGGAAAAUAAGCUUUAUUUCUCAGA
Poecile atricapillus (Black-capped chickadee) is the source of this 3465-nucleotide messenger RNA. RefSeq names its product RAD54 homolog B (gene RAD54B). Gene Ontology annotation, molecular function: ATP-dependent chromatin remodeler activity; ATP binding; DNA translocase activity. The coding region runs from base 116 to 2875 and encodes 919 amino acids. Gene Ontology annotation, biological process: reciprocal meiotic recombination; double-strand break repair via homologous recombination. Gene Ontology annotation, cellular component: nucleus. The record is from RefSeq and is a predicted model, not a curated record. The transcript has 15 exons. NCBI's taxonomy places the organism in Eukaryota, Metazoa, Chordata, Aves, Passeriformes, Paridae.